AUGACUUCCAAAGAAGAAGCCAAGGCUUCCUCGGUGGAGGAGAGAAGAAGGAGCCCCCUGGAUCAGCUGCCCCCUCCUGCCAAUUCCAACAAGCCUCUGACCCCCUUCAGCAUAGAGGACAUUCUGAACAAGCCGGCCGUCAGGCGAAGUUACACCAUCUGCGGGACAGCCCAUCUCCUCUCCAGCCCCGACAAGCACCCGCCAGCCGGCCUGCCUCUCUCCAGCCGGGCGCUCCUCUCCCAAACCUCCCCGCUCUGUGCCCUGGAGGAACUGGCCAGCAAAACCUUCAAAGGGCUGGAAGUCAGCGUCCUGCAGGCAGCUGAAGGAAGGGAUGGGAUGACUAUUUUUGGCCAGAGACAAACUCCCAAGAAAAGGAGGAAGUCUAGAACCGCCUUUACAAACCACCAGAUCUACGAACUGGAAAAGAGGUUUUUGUAUCAGAAAUACCUCUCCCCAGCCGACCGAGACCAAAUCGCCCAGCAGCUGGGGCUGACCAACGCCCAGGUGAUCACCUGGUUUCAGAACCGCAGAGCCAAACUCAAAAGAGACCUGGAGGAGAUGAAAGCAGAUGUGGAAUCUGCCAAGAAACUGGGGCCCAACGCCCAGGUGGAUAUUGUUAGCAUUUCAGAGCUGGAGCAGAAUUCAGAAGGGAGGGGAAAAUCGCGUUCCCUUUCUCCAACUCUACCCAAACAUGGACUGGAGACCGCCAGCCACCUUCAGCUGUCUCCUGAAUCCCCUCUCACAGACCAGCCCAACAGCAGUAAGGAGUGCUCAGAGGAUGAAGAUGAUGUGGAAAUUGACGUUGAUGACUGAAUUUUUGUGGUGGUGAUGGUGGUGGUGGGUAUAUUUCCCCCCCCCCACACACACACACACCUUUUUUUUCUCUUUUUUUCUUCUUCUUCUUCUUCUUCUUCUUCUUCUUCUUCUUCUCCAAAACAAAAACAAACCCAUAUAUUGACAGCCACACAUCCCCACACUCAAGGGGUGGACCUGUGAAACUCUGAGCAAAUAUGAACUCUGGUGACAGACACUCAGCGUUGUUUGCAACGAAAUCAGGCAGUUUCUUUUCAAUAAAAGCAAUAAGCAAUAGGAAAAAAUAAUAAUUUAAAAUAGAGUCAAUAUCCCAUGCCUGUCACAUCAGGUAGUUUUCAUCUUUGGAAUGGUGCAAUUAUGGAUGGCUUCUAUAUAAAUAUUUAAACAUAUAUAUUGGAUUUUCUUUCUUUUUUUGAGGGUAUGAUUUAAAAAAAAACUAUAUCAAUUGGUUUCGUUUAUAAAGGAAAGCAUAACCUUGCAAUAUAUACACCACUUCAAACAGAUGUUUUGUUAGGCAGUUAUUUUAAACGACUUCCAAAAAUGAACCAGUUUAUAGGAGAUUUAAGUUAGGCUAAAAUUAGCCAUUUUUUUCCUUUCCUUGCAUGUUUCAAAUGUGCACGAAAUAAUUAUUUUUCUUUUUUACAAAAAACAUUCUUUUAAAAUCUUGGGAACUAGGGGAUGGGUAAUGCUGUCAGUUUAAAAUAUGUACCACCCCCACCCCACCGCGCCCUCAGAGCAUAGAUAUUUGUAUCCAAUGCAAUUUCUGCCUCAUUUUACCAAGUAAAAGCUAUUUUUACCAUUUUCUGCUAUUGUUGUGCUUUUAUUAAAAAGCUACCUUUCGUAUUUUUAUAUGAAGGUGGUUACAAAAAGAAAAUCCUAGAAUUAUUUUUUACUCUUUUUAGAAUUUUUGCAUGCUACAAAAAUAAAAAGGACAA
Dermochelys coriacea (leatherback sea turtle) is the source of this 1748-nucleotide messenger RNA. RefSeq names its product ladybird homeobox 1 (gene LBX1). The transcript is spliced from 2 exons. The record is from RefSeq and is a predicted model, not a curated record. Lineage: Eukaryota; Metazoa; Chordata; Testudines; Dermochelyidae. Gene Ontology annotation, molecular function: DNA binding; DNA-binding transcription factor activity, RNA polymerase II-specific. Bases 1 to 813 code for a protein of 270 amino acids. Gene Ontology annotation, biological process: regulation of DNA-templated transcription.